AUGUCUAUGAAACGAACGUCAGUUUUUCUGCUGAUAUAGCUGAGCUGCUACAUUAGCUCUGGGAGUUGUGGAAAGGAGCUGGUGUGCCCCACAGAAUUCAGCCACUGGAUGAAUAUAAAGACGAUCCUGGAUGAGUUUGUCCAGAGGGGUCAUGAGGUGACUGUAUUGGCAUCUUCAGCUUCCAUUCUUUUUGAUAUCAACAUCCCAUCUACUCUUAAACUUGAAGUUUAUCCUGUAUCUUUAACUAAAACUGAGUUUGAGGUUAUCAUCUUGCAACUGGUCAAGAGAUGGGCAGACCUUCCAAAUGACACAUUUUGGUCAUAUUUUUCACAAGUACAAGAAAUCAUCUGCACGUUUAAUGGCAUAAUUAGAAAGUUCUGUAAGGAUGUAGUUUCAAAUAAGAAAGUUAUGAAAAAACUACAAGAGUCAAAAUUUGAUGAUGUUCUUGUAGAUGCUAUUAUUCCCAGUGGUGAGCUGCUGGCUGAGCUAUUUAACAUACCCUUUGGGUACAGUCUCUGCUUCUCUCCUGGCUACACACUUGAAAAUCAUAGUGGAGGAUUUCUGUUUCCACCUUCCUAUGUACCUGUUGCUAUGUCAGAAUUAAGUGAUGAAAUGACUUUCAUGGAGAAGGUAAAACAUGUGAUCUAUGUGGUUUAUUUUCAAUUUUGGUUCCAAAUAUUUAAUAAGAAGUGGGAUGAGUUUUCCAGUGAAGUUCUAGGAAAACCCACUACCUUAUCUGAGACAAUGGGGAAAGCUGACAUAUGGCUUAUUCGAAACUCCUGGGAUUUUCAGUUUCCUCAUCCACUCUUACCAAAUGUUGAUUUUGUUGGAGGACUCCACUGUAAACCUGCCAAACCCCUAACUAAGGAAAUGGAAGAGUUUAUCCAGAGCUCUGGAGAAAAUAGUGUUGUGGUGUUUUCUCUGGGGUUAAUCGUCAGUAACAUGACAGAAGAAAGGGCCAAAAUAAUUCCAUCAGCCCUUGCCAAGAUCCCACAAAAGGUUCUGUGGAGAUUUGAUGGGAAUAAGCCACAUGCUUUAGGACUCAAUACUCGGGUGUACAAGGGGAUACCCCAGAAUGACUUUCUUGGUCAUCCAAAAACCAGGGCUUUUAUAAGUCAUGGUGGAUCCAAUGGCAUUUACGAGGCAAUGUACCAUGGGAUCCCCAUAGUGGGGAUUCCAUUGUUUGCAGAUCAACCUGAUAACAUUGCUCAUAUGAAGGCCAAGCGAGCAGCUAUUAGAUUGGACGUCAACACAGUGUCAAGUAAAGACUUACUCAAUGCACUGAAGCCAGUAAUUAAUGACCCUUUUUAUAAGGAAGAUGCUAUGAGAUUAUCAAUAAUUCACCGUGAUCAACCCAUAAAGACCCUGGAUAAAGCAGUCUCGUGGAUUGAGUUUGUCAUGCACCACAAAGGAGGCAAGCACCUGCGAUCAGCUGCCCACGACUUCACCUGGUUCCAGCACUACUCUAUAGACAUGAUUGGGUUCCUACGUGCCUGGGUGGCAACUGCUAUAUUCUUGGUCUUAUGA
This is a messenger RNA of Pongo pygmaeus (Bornean orangutan), 1527 nucleotides long. RefSeq names its product UDP-glucuronosyltransferase 2B4-like. The transcript has 6 exons. Lineage: Eukaryota; Metazoa; Chordata; Mammalia; Primates; Hominidae. Gene Ontology annotation, molecular function: glucuronosyltransferase activity. The record is from RefSeq and is a predicted model, not a curated record.